This is a messenger RNA of Psammomys obesus (fat sand rat), 2618 nucleotides long. It is a transcript of the gene Arhgap22, whose product is annotated as Rho GTPase activating protein 22. Gene Ontology annotation, biological process: signal transduction; activation of GTPase activity. The record is from RefSeq and is a predicted model, not a curated record. NCBI's taxonomy places the organism in Eukaryota, Metazoa, Chordata, Mammalia, Rodentia, Muridae. The coding region runs from base 313 to 2484 and encodes 723 amino acids. Gene Ontology annotation, molecular function: GTPase activator activity. The transcript is spliced from 11 exons. Gene Ontology annotation, cellular component: focal adhesion.
CCUGACGAUGUUCAGCCUGGGUUGCAUCCCCUGGUCCUGCCAGCAGGCUCAUCGUCCCAUGGGAGCCCGGGGCAGGGCCAAAGGCCGGGACCCCACGGGGUGAGAAGAGGGCAGUAGAAGAAGAGAGUCCUCCCUCCAGACGCCGAAGAAGGAGCCCUCGGAAGUUGAUGUAAAGGCAGAGAGAAGCCUGCUCUUCAGGUCCAGAUGCUGAUCGCCUGUUACUGAAACCAGGAAUUAGCUUGUCUGCCUGAGGAUGUGGCUGCUGCCUUUGAAAGAAGAUACGGGAGAAAUCUGCACACUGCCAGCUUAGAGAUGCUGCCGACAGCUUCCAGCAAAAGAAGAACCUUCGCUGCCAGAUACUUCACUCGCUCCAAGAGCCUGGUGAUGGGGGAACAGAGCCGGAGCCCAGGGAGGCCCCUGGUCCCCCACAAGCUAGGCCCUAUACUCAAGGCUGGCUGGCUAAAGAAACAAAGGAGCAUCAUGAAGAACUGGCAGCAGCGAUGGUUUGUGCUACGUGGGGAUCAACUCUUCUACUACAAAGACAAAGAUGAGAGCAAGCCCCAGGGAUUUAUUUCUCUACAAGGGACACAAGUGACUGAACUUCUUCCAGACCCUGAGGACCCAGGGAAGCACCUGUUUGAGAUCACACCAGGUGGUGCUGGAGAGCAGGAGAAGGUGCCAGCGAACCCUGAGGCGCUGCUGCUCAUGGCCAGCUCCCAGCGUGAUAUGGAGGACUGGGUGCAGGCCAUCCGCCGGGUCAUCUGGGCUCCACUGGGCAGAGGUACUUCCCGUAGUGCGCAUGCCCACCCUGUAGAACCCCUGUCAGCAGGGAUCUUUGGGCAGCGGCUGGAGGACACGGUGCACCAUGAGCGGAAGUAUGGUCCCCGACUGGCUCCCCUGCUGGUGGAACAGUGUGUGGACUUCAUCCGGGAGCGAGGACUCAGUGAAGAGGGCCUCUUCCGUAUGCCCGGCCAGGCCAACCUGGUGAGGGACCUGCAGGAUUCCUUCGACUGUGGAGAGAAGCCGCUGUUUGACAGCACCACAGAUGUGCACACGGUGGCCUCCCUGCUGAAGCUCUACCUCCGGGAGCUCCCAGAGCCGGUCAUCCCUUUCGCCAGGUAUGAGGACUUCCUCAGCUGCGCCCAGCUGCUCACGAAGGACGAGGGGGAGGGGACCCUGGAGUUGGCUAAACAAGUGAGCAACCUUCCUCAGGCCAACUACAACCUACUCAGAUACAUCUGCAAGUUUCUGGAUGAAGUGCAGGCCCACUCAGAUGUCAACAAGAUGAGUGUCCAGAAUUUGGCAACUGUCUUUGGCCCUAACAUCCUUCGGCCACAGAUAGAGGAUCCAGUAACCAUCAUGGAAGGCACCUCUUUGGUUCAGCAUCUGAUGACUGUCCUCAUCCGGAAACACCAACAGCUCUUUGCCGCAACCUCCCUGGAAGAACCUGCUUCACCACGUGGUACUACUGUCCAGGGCACUGUAGAGUGGGGCUCCGAGGAGGUCACCAGGGACCACCAGGCCGAGCCUAGCAGCCCUGGCUUGCCCACACACAGGACUUCAUCUCUGGAUGGGCCAGCUGCUGCAGUGCUCUCUAGAACUUCUCCACCACGCCUUGGCAGCCAGACUGGCCCUGCUGCCACCAGCCCUGGGAAGAGGAUGCAUACUCUGCCUGGCUGGAAGCCUUCCUUUCGGCCGCCUGGCUCCCGGUCAGAGAGCCCAAAGGGGGGCAGCUCAUCCUUAGAGGUACCCAUCAUCUCCUCCGGUGGGAACUGGCUCAUAAACGGCCUAUCCUCUCUGCGUGGCCACCGUCGGGCCUCAUCAGGGGACCGGCUCAAGGAUUCAGGCUCAGCACAGAGACUCUCCACCUAUGACAAUGUGCCCCCUUCCAGCCACGUUUCUAGCACUGCCAGCAUGGCCAGCACAGCGUGGUCUGUAGCCUCAUCAUCCCAAGAGGCUUCUGUCAGCAGCUGCACAGCCUGCCGGGCCAGCGACUCUUCUGCCUGCAGCUCCUUACAUACCGAGUGGGCUCUCGAGGCCUCUCCUCUCCCCAGUAGCAGUGAGGACCACAGGUCCCCAGACCUGGGCCACAGCCUGGAUGAGGCAUGUGUGGGCAGUGGCAGUAGUGAGCCCAAUGACCCAGGCAGCCCCACACAAGCCCAUGUUCACCGUUGCCAGGCUCUCCAGGGCCAGGUGGCCGAGCUCAGGGCAGAGCUAUGCCGACAGAGGACUGAGUAUGAGAGGAGCCUGAAAAGCAUCGAGGAGGGCAGUGCUGACCUGCGGAAGCAGAUGUCUCGGUUGGAAGAGGAGCUGGACCAGGAGAAGAAGAAGUACGCCAUGUUGGAGAUCAAGCUUCGGAACUCGGAGCGAGCUCGUGAGGAUGCGGAGCGCAGGAACCAGCUGCUGCAGAAGGAGAUGGAGGAGUUCUUCGCCACCUUGGGGAGCUUGACUGUUGGGACCAAAGGGGCCAGAGCCCCAGAAUGAAAGGAGCAGAAGCACAUGUCUAUGUCUGCUCACUUUCCCUGUGGGGCUGGCCACAGGUUGCAGAGGAAGCCAGAAGCUUCAAGUUUGGGCCAGGCUACCAGCAGGGCCAUCUGCCCCCCCCCCCAAGUGCCAGA